Molecule: messenger RNA, 9674 nt
Organism: Lymnaea stagnalis (great pond snail)
Lineage: Eukaryota; Metazoa; Mollusca; Gastropoda; Lymnaeidae
Source: the annotation of a GenBank genome assembly
AAAUAGUUUCUUUAACGUCAAGAAAGUUUUUAAUUCAGACAUUCCGGAACUGACACUCUUUUACAUGAAAAAUAAAUAAAUGAGGGAAUCAGACAUUUGCAAGUCACAGUGUAGCUAUUUAAUUUUUGAAGUAUCGUUAGAUUACAUUUUGGCUACACAAACAAUUAAGCUUUUGGGUUGAAAUAUUUGUUCAAAGAUGGUAAGUUCUUUUUUUUUUUCUUCAAGGAACAAAUGAACUUUGGAUGUUAAAGACCUAUUCUUUGUAAGGUACCAUCGGCCAUCGGUUCAAUAAAAAAAUGCCAAAAAAUGCAGUGCAAUGAAUGGCAAUUGACAAUUAAAAUGUUGGUAAGCCAAAAUGUUGAAUAAUACCAGGCUCAGACUCAGAAAUUUCUUUCCAAGUCUAAUUUGCUUAUAAUUAUAAGAGUUUAAGAGUUUUAAGCCUAUUUAAAAAAAUGGACAGUAUGGAUUAUACUACACAAACUAUGCUAUGGCUAUGGACCAUGGAUAAUUUUGCUGUGUAACUGUGUAUGUUUUUAUUUUUGAGCAAAUAAGCACUCUCCCUCAAAUGUGCCUGCCUAAGUCUCUCAAAAAGUCCAUUAAAACCCGUCUGUUUAGGUCCGCCUUUGACUUGUGAUGCACCCUCCUUGCCCUGCCUCAUUUUCUGUCUCGGGUUGAUCCCUUAGUAUAGGCCAAAACAUGCCAAAGUGUACUAGUACUCGUUUUUAUAGCCAUUUUAAUGUUUAAGCUACUGUUUCUGUAGUCAUUUUUCACAUUGUAGUUACUAUUCUAGUGCCUCUGGUUUUUCAUUUUGAUUUUACUUUAGCAGUUUAAAUAGUUUACCUAUUUUUAAUAAUUGUAAAGCCAAAGCGCUUAGAGCUGUAAGGUAAACGCUAUAAAAAAAUGCCUAAAUAAAUAAAUAAAUAAAUGCCUGGAGAAAUGACUAAUAACUAAUACUAAUACUAAUAUUAAAUAGACUAACUAAUGUGUGGUAAAAGUUAAGGCAAUGCACUGAGUCUGAGUAAAUACACUACUCACUACAUAGCCAUAGCACAAAUUGUUUGUGUCGAAGUCAUAGAAAAAAAAUGUACCACUUCUUUCUCUUAGGAACUAUGUCUAUUGAGGCUAGCUAGGGUGCACUCACUGACUGACAUAAUUUGUUAAAUUGUUUGAGAUGAUCAAGUAAUUUUGUACUCUAGUGACAUAAAUUGAAAACCUUGAUUAGGCCUAUCCUGUUUUCAUUAACCAGGGCUAAUAUUUUACAAAAUGAAAAAUUACCAGUGAAGACCUUAUAUUUUAUAUCUAAAACUUUUGCUAAGAAAAUAUUCAGCUUAUCAAUAAAUUAAUAAAAUAACAAUUCAUUUGUAUUUUGAUUAAUUAUUUCGAUAAUAUGUAAAAUUGUAACAUAUUAUUGAAAUAAUUAAUCAAAAUACAAUUGAAUGGUUAUUUUAUUGAUUUAAUUAUAAGCUGAAUAUUUUGUAAAAUUGUAACUUGUUAUUGUUUAAUUUUAUUUCAUAGAGGGUCACAAAAAAUUUGUUUUGAAAAGUGUAUAAUUGGCUUCGACCUGGUGGGGGGCAGUUUAAGGGUCAAAGUGGGUGGUGGCCAGAACAAAAUUUGAACACCACUGAUCUAAAGCAUAAAUGACAUCAUUAGUUCAGCUAAUUUGAUGAUGAAAUUUGUUAGAGGCUUAAUUUGCUCUUUUGUUAAAUUAAUUAAUAAUGAACGUCUUUUGUUUAUAGUUUCGAAACCAGUAUGACAAUGAUGUUACAGUAUGGAGUCCACAGGUAAAAGGGUUGCAGAAAUUUGUAAUAAAUUAAAUAAUUUAUGUUUUUUUUAUAUUUAAUACAAUUCUUAUAUUUUUUAAGAAUCAUUAUUUUUCAUCUCCUCACAUAUUCUUUGUCACUUUUCUAUUUAUGUAAAGAUAAUUAAAACUUCAAUGCAACUACCCAUUAGUCUUCAUAGAUAAUUGUAUUUUCAUUUUUUUAAAAAUAAUAAUAGCAUGUAGUUCAGAUGAGCCUUUGUGUUGAAUAAUAUGGAAAACUUAAGUAGAAUUUAAUAAUAAUAAUUAUCUGGUUUACAACUGCCUAUGAACUACUUUUAAUUAAUGCAAACUUAAGACUUGGUUAAAUAUUCUAAAUAUCUACUUCAGGGGCGUAUACAUCAACUGGAGUAUGCUAUGGAAGCAGUCAAGCAGGGAUCGGCAUGUGUUGGUCUAAAGUCUAGGACUCAUGCUAUUUUAGUGGCACUCAAGGUAAACUACAAAUGGUUUAAUAAGGUUAAUCAUGAAAAACAACACCAGACAAGCCACAACAUCAGAUAUUCUAGGAGAAGCCAAACCAGUAUCUUCUAAGUAAAAACUGGCCAUUGUUGUCUGCAGUUUUGCCAUUAUCUAGAAAGUUCUGCAAAGACUUCCGGUCUGAUGACCCAAAAAUAUACACCAAGAUCUCUGGACCUGUAGAUAAACUGCACAGUUCAAGAUUUUCAAGAUUUUAACACGUAUAAAAAUUCACAGUUUAUUGAUUGAAACAGCAGUUUAUUAAUUGAAACAGCAGUUUAUUGAUUGAAACAGCAGUUUAUUGAUUGAAACAGCGCAUGCUUCACUGAUAACUUUUAUUAUGUGCAACUGUUUUUAAAAAUAAAAAAUUGAAAGUGAUCAUAUUUUAUCAUUGAAAAGAUUUAAAAAUUAUUUUGUAGCGGGCUCCAUCAGAAUUGUCAGCUCAUCAGAAGAAAAUUUUACCUAUUGAUGAUCAUAUAGCAGUAUCUAUUGCUGGCUUGACUGCUGAUGCCAGAUUAUUAUGGUAUGCUAUUUUCAACCUUAUAUACGUAACGGUAAAGACAAUAACCAAGGUGAUCCAAAUUAAACCACUCAUUCAAUUGGCAUCAAGCAACUAAAUCAUUUACUUUUUAAGUCUUUUAUUUGUCAAAAUAAAUUUAGGCAAGGGUUAAAUCUGCCUUGAUGUUGAAUGAGAUAAGAUACUUUUAUAGCUUCAAAUAAAUGGAAAUAUUUUUAUUACAAUGUACAUAUUCAUUUUCAGCACUUAGAUAAAUAUUCUUAACAAGACAACAUUUUAAACCAGAACAUUUUAAAUACAAGACAUUUGAAUUUCUCCCUAGUGCAAAAAUCAGUUGUCAUAUACCAUAGAACUUCACUCCCUUAGUGACAAUAUUGAAUAAAGAGUGAUUAUUUAGGUUUAGUAUUAGCCUUAUUGAGCUGAUUCAUCUGUGAUGAAGAGGGUGGACUGUAUCCUCGGAUAAUGUUUAGUUUAUUAAUGCAUUUUGCUUCAAAGAGAAUGGUUUUUGCUUAUUUCACCUUUUUUUCUUCCAGUAAUUAUAUGAGGAAUGAAUGCCUAAAUUCUCGUUGGGCUUACAAUGCCCCACUUCCAGUAUCUCGUUUAGUGGCAGCAGUUGGAAGUAGUAUCCUUUCAAAAUAUGAAACGCCUUGUGUAGUUUGUCAUUUAACUGUUUUUAUUUUUAACUUACCUUUUUCUGUUAGCUAUAAUGGUGAAAAUUUUAAUUAUUGAAAACUUUAACGGCUAAUCAAUAGUUCAUUCAAUAAAUUCAAAUGUUCAAACACGGAAAACAUUCAAAAGUCCUUUUAUAAAUAAAUUAAAACAGUGGAUCAGCUUCAUAGACAUAAAUACAUAUAACAGGACAGGCAUCAACUUAGACAAAACUUAAGACCCAAAAUUUACUUGGUUAAAAAUUGAUAGUAGUUUUAUAUAUUUAAAAAAAACAAAAUCCCUGGAGAGCUUUUAAAAUAUUCCAUGUGUAAUAGAAUUCCUUAACAAGAUGAACAGAAUCCCAGAUACCGACUCAAAGAUAUGGCAGGCGUCCAUUUGGAGUUGGUCUGCUAGUAGCUGGUUAUGAUGUAAGUUGAUUAAAAGUAUUAUGAUGUGAGUUUAUUUAAAGUAUGCCAUUUUACAAUGUAGUUGUUUAAAGUAUUAUUAUGUGAGUUUAUUUAAAGUAGCCAUUUUAUAAUGUAGUUGAUUGAAGUAUUAUCUUAAAGGUUAGUUAGAAGUAUCAUUUAUAUAGGCAUUGUCACUUGUCAGAGGUUCAAUCUAAAAAGUGUUCAGUGUUUUUUAUGUAGAUAUGAACUGACAUUACUCGGAAACAUUUAUAUUCUUUCUUUUAUGAUUAUUAUUAAUGCUGUCUUCUCCUUAACUCUUUCACUGCAGAAAUUUUUUAUUGAAAAUGUGUACAUUUUUUUCAAAGAGCAAGAAAGAGUGAUUGGCUGGGUUUAUUAAAAAAAUGUUUAAAAUAUUAUUUGUUGGUUUAUAACACUAAAAUUGGUAUCAAAUGACAGGUAAUUGAAUGGGCUUUAUGUUUGUAAACUUAUUUUUUUUCAGUUUAAAUAAAAUAAGUAUGGUAACAGAAAAGAACCAUAAAAUGUGAACAAAUUAUAUAUUCUGAACCAUUUUUCCCCAAACCCUAUGGUGUACGCAUACCUCAUCUUCACUUCUAUAACUCAAAUCCUCUAAAACUUCUACUAUCAGAAUCAUGUGAUGGAUCUAAAUAUAAAUCAUCUUCACUAUCAAAAGAAAUAGUAUAAAACAAUUCCAAAGCUUUUUGAGCUGUUAAUUGUCUAGGAAACUUACUCACCUGCCAGGACAUAGGGGAGCCAUAGCAACAGUAGAAAAAAAUAUAGAAGAAAAUCACUAAAAUAAUGCUUCAUAUUAUAACAAAUAAAUCUUGGUUUUGCUUAUAAACAAUGAACUACCGCUCUUCUAUGAAAAAAGUAUUAUUUAAAAAUAGCUCUUAAAAAGUUUAACUGAGAAAUAGCCAAGAAAAAACAUGACAUUGAAACAACGCAGACUGCGUUGGUCCGUGUUUUUUAGAACGGCGAAUGAACACACUGUGCGUUGCUCCGCAGCGAAAGAGUUAAAGCAAUGCACAUAUUUUUCUUAAUACUAUAAAUUAAAAUGUAUCAUGAAUUUUGCUAAUUUUUAAAGAACAUUUCUCCCAUAAAUUUAUACCCUAGGCUCAAGGUCCACAUAUUUACCAGACAUGUCCAUCAGCUAACUAUUAUGACUGCAAAGCUAUGGCUAUUGGAGCCCGAUCUCAGUCAGCUAGAACUUACCUUGAAAAGCAUUUGGAUGUUUUUCUUGACAGUAAGUAAAAAUCAUUUGAUAAACCUCUUACUCCUUUAGCGCUACUUUGAUUUUUUUAUACAUUGUUUUUAAUUUAUUGUUAAAUCUAAUAUUCCAUGGCUCACCAGGUUCAUUAGAUGAGUUGGUUAAACAUGGUCUUAGGGCACUGAGAGACACGCUACCUCAGGAGAUAGACCUCACAGCCAAGGUAAUGAUGGAUGCAACUGAUUCACUUAAAGUAUCUAUUGAACCUUAGUAAUUAUUUUCUUAGUUUUUUUUGGUACAUUUUGUUUGUAAAAUAGAUUUUGAUGUAACAGUUAAUUCUGUAUGUCUUUAAUUCAUGCAGAAUUGCUCCAUUGGUAUUGUCACCAAAGAUACAAAGUUUGCCAUCUUGGAUGAUGAUCAAGUAGCUCCAUAUGUAUCCUUUCACACAUUUUGGGCUCGAACUUCAGACACAUAACUUAGUGGGUUAACUCCUGGCAUAUAUCAGGGGGGACAACUUGAUUUUUUUAACAGAUAACUCUUGAUCUUUUAUUUCUGUAUCACUGUGGCAAUGCAUCAAAAAAAGCCAAAACUCAAGGCAGAUGUUUUGCUAUCCCACAUUGUCAGUAGUGCUUGCCUCAAGCCUGCAAACUCAAUAAAAUGUACUUCGUGUUCAAAUUCUUAAAUGACCACCUUUACAUAACCCCUUAUGGUUUUCUGCUCCAUAUUUAUUUUUAUAUUGGAAAUCUAUUUUUUUCAUUUUAUAAGAACUAAUAUGCUGAACAAAAAUGGUUUGCUGAGCUACCAGCCACUCACAAUACCCCAUCCCCAGCUUCCCCACUAAGAAGAUUUGAAAAGCCACACAUAAGAACCAGCCACUACUUAGACCCCAUUGGUGGCCAACACAGGUGCCAGGCCACCUACCAUAUCCAAACUUGACAUUAACAACCUUAUUCUCCCCUCCCAUUCUGGGGUGUAGGUGGUUGCCAAAUUAGGAGAUAUUUUUUUAUCGUUUCCAGCUGGUUUGGGUCAAUGGAGGAAGAGUGCUUGAGUCUGCCUGCGAACAGUGUCCUUCAUGAUUGUAUGUGUUAAAUCACCAGUGAGUGAUACCACAUCCUUGUUUGCCAUCUUGUAUUUGUAAAUGACAGCAUGUAUUCAUGGUACAUAGCCGUUUCCAGCUUCCUAGAAUGAUCAUCUUUGCAUCUUAUACUUAUCUUGUCUAUUUCACUGAACCCCGGAUAACAUGAGGGGUUUGAGGGGCGGUGUCCCCAGAAGAUGUCCCAGGUCAGAUAUGUUUAAAUGGAUUGUACAAUAAGUGAAUUAUUACUUUUAUGUGCAUUAAAAAAAAUGCCUUAAUAAAGCAAAGCUGGCCAUGAUUGAGGGAGAGGAGAGAAGCACACGGCCUGUACCUGAUGAAACAGGGGUAAGUUGUAACAUUGUUAACAUUUAGUUACAUAAAAUAUUUAAAUGGAUAAGUCUAUAUUAUAACAGAAAGGAGCAUUAAAAAAAAACAAUAAUUCCAACUCACGAAUACUGUACUUAAUUUCUUACAAGAUGAAGACUUUCAAGAAAAACGUGAAAUGAGUUAUGUACAGGUUUGCUGAGUGUCUCAUACUUAAUGUGUAAUUUCUUGUUUGAUAUAUAUCUGCAUUCAGCAACGUAUUGCUAUUCCUGAGUUAGAUGACAUUCCUGUGAGUAACUGAGACCUUUUCAACAGUUGAUCCAUUACUUUUCCUUUUUAUUUCUUUUUUGUUGACAUUUUACUUGAAAGUUCACGUUCAUUAACUUUGUACAUUAACAUUUGCACCCAAAGAAACACUACCUCUGGAAUUAUGAUUUAUUUACUAAAUAGUUCAGGCCAAUGUUAACCAAAGAACCAUUCAUUGAAUAUUUUCAUAUUGUCUUUGUGUUAAAUUUGCCUGGAAAAUGUCUUUGUUCUUUUCUUUUGUUCAAUUUUUAUUUUAAAAUAACAUUAAUUUUUGUUGCAUUUUAUUAUAAAAUGCAUUUCAUAUUAUGUCAAAGCUUAAAAAAAUACAUUAACAAAGAUUGAGCCCAGUUGGUUCUUUCCAAUGAAUAAAUGGGUAACUUCACCAUUUGUGAGUGAUGGUGUGAAGAGACCAUUUUUUAGUGCUUCAUUUUUUACUGAUCAUAAUCACUAAUCAAUGUUACAUAAGUCAGUUAUUGACAAGCUUUGCAAGACAGACCCAACAAAUUUAUUUACAGCGUUGUGAAUUUUCACAUUUUUGAAUUAAAAACACGAUCACACCAUUUUAAUUAAAGCAAUGAAAAGCUUAACUUGUCAUCUGCAACCAUUCUCGGGUGAAGAGCUGGAGGGUAUUUUUGUUUUCAUUUAAUUCAGAUAUGGAUGUACUUUUGUUUAGAAGUCUGGUCUCUUUCUCUUCAACAAUACUUGAAUAAUUUAGACAAGCAUUUUGUCUUACUCUAGAGCUUCGAUUUUCAGAACGAAUUGGUGUUUCAGAUAAAAAAUUUGUCAGAUAACCAAAAUUAGUGCAAAGAAAACACAUAUUGGGUCCGUGGUGUUUCAGAUAAAAAAUUUGUCAGAUAACCAAAGUUAGUGCAAAGAAAACACACAUUAUUUUAUAGUGCUUGAUUUUGGCAUAUCUGAACUUUUUUUUUUUUUUUUUUUUUGCUUGACACCCUUUUUAUUCAGCUCCCUGACCCCCCCCCGUUAUCAAUUUUAAAAAAAAUAAAGUUAGUGCAAAGAAAACACACAUUAUUUUAUAGUGCUUGAUUUUGGCAUAUCUGAACUUUUUUUUUUUUUUUUUUUGCUUGACACCCUUUUUAUUCAGCUCCCUGACCCACCCCCGUUAUCAAUUUUAAAAAAAAUAUUAAUUCUGGGUGGUGCAUAUGUCCCAUGUUGAGAGACACUGCUUUAAUGUAUUGUGCAUGAACCACACCGCAGGACGUAUAAGGGUUGGAUGAUUGAUGUCCUACUGCUGUGGGCUCAACAAAAAAUAACCGGCCAAAAAGGUCGUUUCCAAAAGCAGAUUGCUGGUGAUUAAAAUAAGAUCAAGAUCCCAGGUCACUUUGUCUUGGCAGGCAUGCAUUCUGCAACACCAGGGUACAUCAAUUCAUUAAAAAGUUUGCAGAUUAGCAUUAUUCCAUUCUCUGGCCAUUGGAUGAACAAUUCAUAUUUAGAUUUUUGGUGUACAGUGCGGCACAGUUCGGAGAUGUCACUUUGUCUUGGCAGGCAUGCAUUCUGCAACACCAGGGUACAUCAAUUAAUUAAAAGUUUGCAGAUUAGCAUUAUUCAAUUCUCUGGCCAUUGGAUGAACAAUUCAUAUUUAGAUUUUUGGUGUACAGUGCGGCACAGUUCGGAGAUGUCACUUUGUCUUGGCAGGCACGCAUUCUGCAACACCAGGGUACAUCAAUUAAUUAAAAGUUUGCUGAUUAGCAUUAUUCAAUUCUCUGGCCAUUGGAUGUACAAUAUAUAUUUAGAUUUUUGGUGUACAAUGCGGCACAGUUCGGAGAUGUUUUCAGAUGUUUGUACAAAUGUGUUCCAUGCUAUGGGCAUUGUGUACAAUAAUCUAACAAUGAAAGAUGGUGGCUGUUCAAAUAACUAACGUUUUGGGUAAUAGGCUUGGGUAAUAGGCGUUUGGGAAAUCAACAUUUAUUUUGGUUGAAUAUUCAAAACAAGCAUAUUAUUAAUUAUUAUAAUAUUAAAUGGUAUUCAGCUAUGACUUGUGAUUUAUGAUCAGGAAACUGACAAAAAGAUUUAGAACUAAUUAAGUUUUUUAUUACGAUUUGCAUGAUUUUCCAGGAACUGCCUUCAAAUGUCACUGAAUCUCAUACAUGUAUAACUUAAUUAUGUUAUUUCUUUUAAUAGCAACCCAUGGAGGCAGAUGACCAGGUAGGAGCUGCACAGCCAGACCCUCUUAUCACAGAUCCUCCAGCAGUGGAUGAGAGUAUGGAUCAAUAGAUGGCUUAUUCAUUAAAUCUCUCACCAUUAUUGUCAAUGACUUAUUCAUUGUGUAUCUCAAACCUUUUAUUGUUAUGUUUUAUGAAUGCAAAUUUACUUUAAUCGAUGAGCCUCUUUCAAUUUAGAAGUUGGUAUUUAAACAAAACUGCUUCUGUCAAUGUUAUAAAGAAGAAAAUUUAAGAAGAAUCAAGGAUUUUGACUGUAGCCUGAUAAAAAAUAUUAACAAAAUUUUAAUUUCUUUUUGUUCAUUUAUAGUUUUUGAAACUGGUUUUCAGUUAAAACAUUAAACUAUCGAUGCAUUGUUGAAACAUGUUUCACUCAUGAUGUCCAUGAUUCAGCGUGAUGUUUUAGAUGUUCUGGCCAAAUGAUCUUUGAACAUCAUGAAAAGAAAUACUGACAUUCUCAAGAAUUAAAGUGAUUUCACCAACAAAUCGUUCUACAUGAUGGUCAGUGGUAUUUCAUUCACUUAAUUUGUAAUCUCUGCCAAUUUUACAGAUAUUCAGUAGAACGUAAAAUAAGAUUCUGAAAUGUUACUGUUCGUUGCAUUGUGUAACUGAAGUGAUGGUUUGUCAUUUUUGUUGUCAUUUUGUUAUAAAAAUUAAAUUUGAACACAAAUUUUCAGUAUUUUUGUUAUUGAAAAUCUCUGCUGUUAUUUUUUAUACUCUUUC